AUGGAUCGAUUUCAUAUCACUGACACGGCCGUCGUUGUUCCUUUCGCACCCCCAUUUUCUGACGACCACGUCCUCCCACUCUCCCACUUCGACAACGACCCCAACCUCCGCGUCACCUUCCGCUACGUCCGCACUUACGUCACUACCUCCACUACCAACUCCUCCGACCCCUUCCACGUCAUCUCCGUCGCACUCUCCACCGCGCUCGUCCACUUCUACCCUAUUUCCGCCUCCCUCCGACGCCGUGUAAACGGUAACCGCCUCGAGUUCUUCUGCUCCAGCGGCCAGGGCGUCCCGCUCAUACGCGCCGCCGCAGAGUCCACUCUCGACUCGCUGAGUCAGCUCAACGACACAGACAGUCAGUUCCUCGAGCAGUUGGUGCCCGACCCGGACCCGGUUGAGGCUAUGAGAAACCCGUGCGUGUUGCAACUCACGGUGUUCAAAUGCGGCGGGUACACCCUCGGAGCCGCCAUAGGGCACUCUCUCUGCGACGGAAUGGGCGCCGUUGUGUUCUUCAACGCCAUGGCAGAGUUGGCGCGCGGGUCGGAUCAGAUUUCAGUACAGCCCAUCUAUAGGUCAGUUUUGCUCCGGCCCAGAGACCCGCCUCGAGUGGAGGCUCCAGUUCUGCAUGAGUUCUUGAAAUUAGACCCGAAAUUCUCGCCGUAUGAACAUGGGAAGCAAUUGGGUCCGGUUUUGAGGGAAUGCUUUAAAGUUAAGGACGAGUAUAUUGAGAAAUUAAAUACCGAGCUAUUGGAGCAGUCUGGGUUGAGCUUCACUACUUUUGAAGCUUUGGGUGCUUAUAUAUGGCGUGCCAAGGUGAGAUCGUCGGAGAUUCCGAUGGACGAAACGGUGACAUUUGCGUAUGCACUGAAUGUUCAGAAGCUAGUGAGCCCGCCAUUGCCGGCAGGGUAUUGGGGGAAUGGUUGCGUUCCUAUGUACGUGAAGCUGAGCGCCGAGGAGUUGAUUAAGAGGCCAAUGUGGAAAGUUGCAGAUCGGAUCAAGAAGAGCAAAAGCAAUGCCACAGAUGAGUAUGUGAGGUCGCUCGUCGAUUUUCAAGAGCUGCAUUACGAUGAGGGAAUCAAUGCCGGAAAAGAAGUGAGCGGGUUCACGGAUUGGAGGCACUUGUGGCACUCGACGGUUGAUUUUGGGUGGGGAGGUCCUGUGACUGUGCUGCUGCUUUCGAGGAACUUGCUUGGGAGCGUUGAGCCUUGCUUUUUCUUGCCUUCUUCUGGAAGCAAUGGAAAGAAAGAUGGGUUCAAGAUUAUGAUGAAUUUGAGAGAGACUGCUAUGCCUGGUUUUAGAAAGGAGAUGGAUAUGUUCAGCAACUAA
This is a messenger RNA of Argentina anserina (silverweed cinquefoil), 1329 nucleotides long. Its product is annotated as spermidine coumaroyl-CoA acyltransferase-like. The record is from RefSeq and is a predicted model, not a curated record. Lineage: Eukaryota; Viridiplantae; Streptophyta; Magnoliopsida; Rosales; Rosaceae.